GACAAACACGCUCAUUUAGUCGUCACCUCGCCCACUUUUUCACUUCUUACCUUAAUACACUGCUUUUUCAAUUCGCAGUGAAUCGCUCGUUGUCUUCUGAAGAGGCGCAAACUACUAAAGACACAUCAAACACUCGCGCAGUAAGAGAGGACCGUGACGAAGGCCAGAUGGCGGGCAAAGAAGCAACAGUCUACAUCCUAGACCUGGGCCGGUCGAUGAGCGAGAAGAGACAUGGACGCGACCAAAGCGACCUCGAUUGGGCGCUAGAAUACGUGUGGGACAAGAUCACGACAACGGUGGCAACUGGCAGGAAGAGCGCGCUCAUGAGUGUGAUUGGCUGUCGCACAGACGAAAGCGAUCUUGCCGGGGUCAUGGAAAUAGUUGAGGGCUACGAAAAUAUCAGAGUCUUCUCGGAAUUGAAGCAGUAUUUGCUCGGUGACAUCCGAGAUCUCCAGGAGCAUUUGAAACCAAGCAGGACCGAUGAUGGGGAUUUGGUCUCUGCUCUCGCAGUAGCUGUCCAUAUGAUCGAUAGUGCUACGAAAGGGGCCAAAGGCAAUCCGUUAAAGUACGAUCGUCGAGUGAUUAUCGUUACCGACGGCCGCGGUGACAUGGACACUGGUGACUUGGAGCAAAUUGCUAUGAAGAUCAAAGAUGCGGAUGCUCCGAUAGAGGUUGUGCUUCUAGGUGUGGACUUUGACGAUGCUGACAGCGGCUUCAAGGAGGAGAACAAGGAGACGCCAAAGGCCAAGAACGAGGAGAUUCUCAAGGACUUCGUCGAAAACUGCGAUGGCAAUUUCGGUACUCUAGCGAUGGCCAUCGAGCAGCUGCACACACCACGUCUAAAAGAAACCCGCCCAGUUCCUAGCUACAGGGGCCAGCUCACUUUAGGCGACCCGGAGAAGUACGAGGCCACUAUCACGAUUGACGUAGAGCGGUACCCGUGCACUAUGAUUGCGAAACCACCAACAGCGAGUUCGUUCGUGGUGCGAACAGAUAUCGGUGGCGUACCAGGGCCCAGCGAGCAAUCAUCGGCCACAAUAGUCGGCGAAGACCACGCAAUGAGUGAUCUAUCAGCAGUGCGGAACCAGCGUGUCUAUCAAGUGGAGAACCAAGAAGAGCCGGGAAUCAAGAAGAACGUCGAAAUGGAGGAGCUUGAACGCGGCUACGAGUACGGAAGGACGGCAGUGCACAUUUCGGAGUCUGACAUGAACGUCGUCAAACUGGAAACGCAGCAGUCGCUAUCACUCGUUGGUUUCGUGAAAGCUGAAGAGUUCGAGCGAUAUCUACCUUUAAGCCGGUCAAAUUUCAUCGUCCCGCAGAGGGCGAACCAACAAGCUCAACUCGCGCUGUCUUCGUUCAUUCAUGCCUUGUAUGAAGCCGAGUGCUACGCCGUUGCAAGGAUAGUGAUGAAAGAAAACAAGCCGCCGGUCCUUUUGUUAUUAGUGCCACGCAUUGAGCUAGAGUGGGAGGCUCUCGUUGAUGUUGAACUGCCUUUUGAAGAAGAUCUGCGGCGAUACAAGUUCCCGCCUCUGGACCGAAAACUCACGAUUAGCGGCAAGACGAUAACUGAACACAAAGACCUACCGACCAAGGAUCUCUUGAACGCAAUGAGCGACUAUGUGGACGCCAUGGAUCUUUCAACGUUUGGUCGUGACGAUGAUGGCAACGAGGAGGAAUAUGCCAAACGAGAAGAUACUUUCGCGCCACUUGUUCACCGCAUAAACCACAUCAUCCGAUGGCGGGCUACGCAUCCUGACCCCACGCUCCAGAUCCCUGAUCCACCAGAGAUCCUCACAAAGUACUCCGUGCCGCCAGCCGAGCUCAUGGCACAAGCGGAGCAGCAACUAAAUGCCCUAAAGAAAGCAGGAUAUGUCAAGAAAGUUCCACCGAGGGUCAAGGGCCGUGGUAAACGCCAGCGUACAGACCGCGACAAACCCCUCUCAGGUCUUGAUGUUGACGAGCUUCUCGGCAACCCCAAGCGCGUCAAGAUCGAGGCAAACAAUCUUAUUCCAUCAUUCAAGCAAGCGCUCGCCGCAUCAGACGAUCUCGAGGCCAUCCAGGAAGCGUCAGACGGUAUAGCCAAGGAGAUUCGCACGCUUAUCAGUAACAGUAUUGGCGACAGCGCGUAUGGACAGGCUCUCGAGGCGAUUCGUGUGACAAGAGACGAAUUCAUCGAACUCGAAGAGCCGGAGAUUUACAAUGCGUUCAUUCGAAGUUUGAAGCAGGAGAUUUUGGGUGGGAAGUUGAAUGGCAACCGGAGAGACAUGUGGUGGAAGAUCAAGGGAAGCAAGUAUGGUCUUGUGGAUCAGAAGAGGAGUCUUGUGAGCGAUGUUACGGAGGAAGAAGCGAGGAAGUUUUAUGAGACAUGAAUUGAGGUUCUCUAGACAUCGCGGGGUUCGAGAGGCAAGGCGCUGCAGGUUGUAGUGAGCGAACGUCGUGCAUCACAUCAUGACUUUCAUCUUGGCCCGUGGUACAUAUGUAGCUAGCGCAGAGAGAGCCUGGGCCUCCUUCGAUCGACGUUGCUCUAAGUUUAGCUUGCAGGAUUUCAGCCCCCAGUUACGCCCUGCCCUCAGCCCGGGAGUGUAGGGUACUCUUAUUCUAGUAAAUAAGUAUCUGUGAAGUCUCCUUUGCGGGAUAAAGAC
Molecule: messenger RNA, 2642 nt
Organism: Cucurbitaria berberidis CBS 394.84
Lineage: Eukaryota; Fungi; Ascomycota; Dothideomycetes; Pleosporales; Cucurbitariaceae
Product: SPOC domain-like protein
Exons: 5
Coding region: 168-2369 (733 amino acids)
Biological process (GO): cellular response to X-ray; double-strand break repair via nonhomologous end joining; telomere maintenance
Cellular component (GO): Ku70:Ku80 complex; nucleus
Molecular function (GO): damaged DNA binding; double-stranded DNA binding; telomeric repeat DNA binding
Source: RefSeq, a predicted model, not a curated record